GACAACUGCACUGCACAGUUGACAGUUGACACACCGCUUGCGCGAUGUUUGCAUAGUUUUUUUCUUAUUUUAGCAUUUUUUAGUUUUAAGGAUUGUUAAGUGAACUAAUUUCUUGCACAAAGGAGAGGCUUUCUCAGGGAAAUGGGGCGCACACCAUCACCGAGCCCCGCUACACGUCGCGACCGUCGAAAGGAGAAGGAACGUGAUCGAGAGAAGAGGAAGAAGCGUCAGAGAUCUCGCGAAAGAGAUGACUGGGAGCGCAGCGACCGCCGCUUGAGAUCACAUCGAUCCCAUUCAAGGAGCCGGGAGAGGAGCGAUCGUCCACCACGCAGAUCGAGGUCUAGAUCGAGAUCCAGGGAGUAUGUACGUGAGCGAGAUCGUCGUGAACAGCCGGGCCCCUCGAGAUCUCGAGGCCGCGGAGGCGGAAGCGGCGGUGGGAGUUCUAGUGCUGGCGGUAGUGAACGUCCGUCAGUGAGUGAGGCAGAUCUCGAGGGGAAGAGUCCAGAGGAGCAAGAGAUGCUGCGCACGAUGGGCUUCUGUGGCUUUGACACCACUAAAAACAAGAAGGUAGAGGGUAACAAUGCCGGAGAAGUUCACGUGAUUCUCAAGCGAAAGUACCGGCAGUACAUGAACCGAAAGGGUGGCUUCAAUCGCCCCCUGGAUUUUGUCGCUUAGAGAUCUUAAGUCGCGACGAUAACAUUAACUACCUGCAAUUUACCUCCCGUUGAAUAUUUCUUCGUUUAUCAUUUCAUUUUUUUUUUUUAAUUUUUGUUCUGUUAUCAAAUCACUAAUCAAAUCAAUCUCAGAAGGAUAUUUACUGAAAGUGACGGGUAUUUUUUUUUCACCACAAACUAUAAAAAACAGAUUAUUUUAUUACAAAACCUCCACACCUACAAUAGCCACAUAAAACCACAAUAGUUAUUUUAUUUUACAGCCAACACAGCAAUAGUUAUUUACAAAUGUAUUACCUCAAAUGUUAAAUUUUGCAAUAGUUAUAAAUUUUUACAGGAAAUGCAAUUUUCCCUGGGCUCUUGAUCUGUAAGAGCAUCAGCAGGGGAAUUGUAUUGUAAAUCAGGGAUUCAAUUCAAUUGGGUAAAUCCACCACAACACAAAUCAAAUCCAAUGCCAUAGCCUUAAAAUUCAGCUGAAGGAAAUUCUUGUAUCCUUCCUGGAUUUCCACACACACACACACAACUUGCAAUAGCUCAAUAGAUAAAAAAAAUAAACAAAAAUUAUAAAAAUAUACCUCACUAAAAGUUAAAUGAAGAAAUUAUUGUUACAAAAUUAUUGUGAUUGUACCAAAAACAAAAAGAAGAAGAAGGAAAAAAAGGAUAUGAGAAAUUCUCAUCAAAAAAGCAUGCAUAGUUGAUUAAGAAAUUGCAGGAGAGCCUCUUAAAAAAAAAAGAAUUUCAAAUGUUAGCAGUUAAGAAUCAUUUCAUCUCAUUACAGUAUUUAAUCAUUUUUGUAGCCACCAA
Messenger RNA from Phlebotomus papatasi, 1475 nucleotides. RefSeq names its product U4/U6.U5 small nuclear ribonucleoprotein 27 kDa protein (gene ytr). NCBI's taxonomy places the organism in Eukaryota, Metazoa, Arthropoda, Insecta, Diptera, Psychodidae. The transcript is spliced from 3 exons. The record is from RefSeq and is a predicted model, not a curated record. Gene Ontology annotation, cellular component: precatalytic spliceosome. The coding region runs from base 142 to 675 and encodes 177 amino acids. Gene Ontology annotation, biological process: RNA splicing.